AUGAUAGGAUUAAAUAACUUUGUUUUAAAAUCUAUCAUAUUAUUAUUAACUUGUAUUUAUUUAAUUAAUUUAAUCACAGUUAGCAAUGGAUAUAUUAUUAAAGAUGUUUCUCAAGAAGGCACUCUUUAUAAAUCAUACCCAACGUUGGAAGGUCUUUGCUAUUUCAUUCUCGAUUUUCUUUGUAUAGAAAAGAAUCUUGGUGAUGAUUGUAAUCAAGUAAAAUUUCCAGACUCUAGUGUUCAAUCAUCCCAACUACAAACUACAUUAAAAACAAGUAAUUCAACAAUUUGGAGUUAUAUGUUAGUAAUAGAAAUAGGUAAAAACACAAUUUAUAUUGAAACUCCUCAAGAUACUAAUUUUUUACCAAUUAAUGUCGAAUGUUUAGAUCAAGGUGUAGAUUUAACUAAUGCACAGUUGACAUUAAUAAAUGACAAAUAUUUUUUUCAACCAAAUAAUAAUCAAGGUCACACUAUUAUGGGGGAAUAUAAAUUGACAGGAGUAGUAAUACAAGAUUUAACAACAACAAACUUUGAAAUAUCUUUAACUGCUUCUUUAAGUAUUUUUUGUAAAAUAAAUCAAAAAAGUUCUUCACCAAUAUUCCUAAUUCAAUGUUCUAGAUAUAUUCCUCAAGGGAACAAUCAAACAGCAAAUAUGAUUAUCCUCAAGUCAUAUAAUCAAAGAAAAGAUUUUGUAAUAUCAUUUGAUAAAAUUUUUCAAAAUUAUUUUUAUAGUAUUUCAAAUAUUAAAACCUAUCCAAAUUCUUUAGUAAAUUUACAAUUGUUUGGUUUAGGUGAAACAGCAAUUUUAUCAUUUAAAACAAAUACAACAGCUGACAUUGGUUACUUUUUGUUAUAUUCAAAUAAUAAUCUAGUAAAUAAAGGUUUAUAUUAUCCAAUUUAUAGUGAUGAUACUGGAACUACCUUUUUAUCACCAUUAUCUAUAGAAUAUAAUACAGAUAUAGCUUAUGACCUUUUUUAUCAAAGUGGGCUUAAAGAAUACCAAGCCUCAGAGCCUGAUCAAAUCGUUGGUAAUAUUAUUCAAUAUGAUACACAAAAAUUACCUUCACCACAAUUGGAUUUUAGUUAUCCUUACACCGAUCCAAUCUUGGGUUGGAGUUUUUCUGGUUUAAGAGGGAAAGACUUAACUCCAAUUGAGUUUUAUUUUAAUCCUAAUUCAGAGACAAAGGUUUUAUCCAGUGGCUUUCCAUUUGGAUAUAUUUGGUCAUCACCUAGUAUUUAUACUUUUCAGUUUAACUCUUUGUUAAAGAAAAAGUAUAAAAACCCAGCACUUUUAGCUUUUGCCUUAAAGUCUCAAAUUGAAACAACAUUAACAUCCAUAUUAUGUCCUCCACAAGAUACAUUUGUGUAUGAUAAUUCUCUUGCACCAAAAAUCUAUAAAACCGAAAAGUAUCAUUUAAAAUAUGACGAAUUUAUAUUAAGAGUUUAUGCUGAAACUCCAUACCAGUUUAGUCAUUUCAUCAGUGAGGAAAAUCAACUUAUUGGCAUAGAGUCUUUAGUUAGCGGGGAUACAUAUAAUAGCAUUUAUGAAAUCAAAAAUUUUAAUAGUUUUUCUUUGGUCGAUCAAGUUUCAUCAAGUGUUCAAUUUUCAAAAGGAGGUAUAUUAUAUGUAGAUUAUACUAAUAAUCAAGUCGUUAGAAAUUAUGAAGAUCCUUUCGUUCCAAAUUUUGAUAUCAAUGCGAUUAAACUUGUAUCAUUUUUAUACAAUGAUUUGGAUGUUACAUACCAUAGACAAUACAAUGUGCUUUAUUUUAAUUAUAGUGAUAUUGUACCAAGAGAAUGUCCAUUCAGAAUGAACCAGGUUACAAAUGGUGCAAAUUCAUUAAAUGCUAAAACCUUUGUAUCUACAUGGAAUCAAACUUUAAAAUUAUUUCAAAUCGAGUUUUAUGUCGAAGCAAAUUCAGAGACAGGCAUUUAUCAAUUCUCAUUAAGUAAAGAUAAUGGUCCAUUUGAUUUAUUCUAUAGUCACGCAUUACCCACUCAACUAAGAAUUAAAAAAUCAAUAUUGGAUAAUCAAGGACCAAUAUUUAAUGAAGUUUCUCCAAUCACAUAUCCUGAUAUUGUUCCAGGUAGUUUAGGUUCAUUUGGGUGGUCAAUAACAAUAGAGGAUUCAAUUAAUGGUUUCGAUUAUGGCUAUAUUGUAAUAAAGGGAACGAUUGAUCAAUCAAUCUAUAAUAUUACAUUUAGCACAAAAGAUUUGGAUUUGGGCGAUAAAUAUUUAGGUAUAUAUAAUUUUAAAAUUAUGGCUUGGUACCCAUGCAUUUCUCAAGAUUAUAUAAUUAGCGAAGUUAAAUUGUUUGAUAGAGGAAAUAGAAUGUCAUUUUUCUCUAUUCUUUUGCCGCCAUCAAGUGAUAAAUACUUGGCAUGCACCAAUCCAUUUAUAAAAUUUUUAGAUAAACCAAAAAUAAAUUCAUAUACUAUGACUUGUCAGCCUGACCCAAUUGCAUCACAAGAUACUACACCGCCCGAAUUAACCUCAUUCGUUCUAAGCUCAAAGGUUUUUCAAGUUGGAGCACCAGUAAAUUUUUCAAUAUCUUUCACUGCAACCGAUCUUGAAAGUGGGGUUAAAAACGAUGUAAAGCCAAAAGUCUACAUUUCCAAUUCAAACAAUCAAAUACUAGAGUACGAAUCAGAGAUUGUUGAAGUUUUGGGUAAAACAAUUUCAUAUCGUUGCGUAGUAUCCCCACGGAUCGGUUUUGGUUUCCCUGGUUCAGUUUUAAUUUCAGUUUAUGGUUUCAUCAAUAAUAAUGGUUUAUUUAGUGGGUAUUCAACUAAAAAUUUAACAGAUUUAAACUAUGAUUCAGUUAUUCCUACAGCUUUCGUAAUUGUUCCACUAAUAACAGGACAUAUGUUAAUAACAGAGAAAGGUGGCGAUUUAUGGCUUUAUGGUAGAGGUUUAGAUAUAGCAAGCUUAGCAUCAGUUACUAUUGAAGGAACAGAAGAAUCUAUAGUACCAACUAAAACUUACUUCUCUGCCGUAUUGAUUCAAGGUAUCAAACCAACUAAAAAACCAUUUAAGGUUAACCUUUUCGUUCCUUAUGCAAUAAAUGAAAUAGUUGUGACACCUGAAGUUUAUGAUUCCUAUAUAAUAGAUUGUAAUAACAAUGGAGUCCUCGGAGAAAAUAGUAAAUGUAAUUGUAAUAGUAAAUGGACAAGUUUGGAUAUUAGAUAUCAAUGUUUAGUUCCAAAUCAUUAUAUAUCAUCAUCAACACAAGUAUCACAUUUAACUGGUGGUGAAAUUACAUUAAGUGGUUGGUUUGGUCAAGAGAAUACAGAACCAAAACUUUAUAUUGACAACAAAGAAAUUAAAAUGACAUCUACAGCUAUUUCAUCAGACUCAUUCAAGGUAACCAUCGGUCCAGGUAGUGUAGGUCCAAUUCAAGUCAACUAUACUCAAAAUAGUAUCUUAUGGAGCGGUAUUAUAUAUCCAUAUUUAGUUAUUGAAAAACAAUGUCCAUUAAAAUGUGAAGAACAUGGCACAUGCAACAAAGUAACAGGUACAUGCAGUUGUAAUUCAGGUUAUACAGGUUUCGAUUGUUCAUCACCAGUAAAUAACAACAAUAACGGAACUGAAACACAUGUGGAUAAUAAUGGCACAACAAUUAUUAAGAAUCAAGAUAUAGGAUAUUCAAUUUCAAUUGAUUCAAUUAUCGAAUUAGACUUUACAGGUAAUUCAAUAUCAACACUAAAUCUCACAAACAAUUGGAUAUUUGUAAAUAAAAUUGGAACAGUCACAACAUUCAAUCAAACCAGAGAUAAUGAAGAUAAAACACAGGCAUUAGUAAUAUUAGCUAUCGAAGAGGUUAACGAUAGAGACAAAGAUUUUACAUUUGCAGGUAAUGAAUUUACAGUAACCAAAGGAGGUCUCAAAAUGUCACUAUCAGUUUCUAAUUGGUUAUACAAGAGCAAUUUAAAUACACUGCAAGUACAAAUGUCAUCUGAAAUAUCUGAUAUUCAAUCUAAUAACUGUUACAAAGAUGAAAGAACUUCAACUAUAGAAUCACAAUCAAAUAAUAAUAAUUUAAUAGAUAAUAUUAAUUAUUUAAAAAUCACCAAAAAUGGAAAUAUAUUAUAUUCAAGAUUCCAAGACAAAAUGCUAUCAGACAACAGACCAACAACAGUAACAGCUAAAAUAUUAUCAAAAGACAAAACAUCAGUAAAAAUUGCACUAAACCUACCACAUUGCGAUGAAUGCUUAAUCGAUCCCGACUUUUCAUUAUUGAUCACACCAGAUUAUAAAACUGACUGUAAAUCAUCAAAGAAAUGGGUAAUCGCAGUGGCCGUAGUUUUUGGCGUUGUAGGUUUGGCUAUAUUUUCAAUCGUCUUAUAUUUAAUUUAUAAAAAGAGCACAUUUUUAAAAAUCAAAGUUUAUGCAUUUAGAAAAAUAUUUACAAAAUAA
Messenger RNA from Dictyostelium purpureum, 4416 nucleotides. RefSeq lists its product as uncharacterized. Bases 1 to 4416 code for a protein of 1471 amino acids. The transcript has 8 exons. Gene Ontology annotation, biological process: sexual reproduction. NCBI's taxonomy places the organism in Eukaryota, Evosea, Eumycetozoa, Dictyosteliales, Dictyosteliaceae. The record is from RefSeq and is a predicted model, not a curated record.